Ustilaginoidea virens is the source of this 534-nucleotide messenger RNA. RefSeq lists its product as uncharacterized. NCBI's taxonomy places the organism in Eukaryota, Fungi, Ascomycota, Sordariomycetes, Hypocreales, Clavicipitaceae. The transcript has a single exon. The record is from RefSeq and is a predicted model, not a curated record. The coding region runs from base 1 to 534 and encodes 177 amino acids.
AUGGGAACCUUGGUCCAGGUCCCGUACAACCGUUUUGCACGGGCGGGUCUGUUUGGCUUGGAAACUGGGCGUCCGUUCCGUUCCGCUCCUCCAAAGAUACCCCAGGAAUACCCCACGGAUGCUGUCCGCCUCUUUCCUUGCCCGUUCAAGAGCUUGUCCGAGGCCAAGCAGGCAAAGCUGCCCGUGUCGCCGUCGACAAAGUCCACCAGCCAUGCGCGUACCAUGCACCGCCGCCGUCCAUGUCCCGAUGGAGACAUCUCCGGCACCAGAGACACGCCAACCGUCAGGGGAAAGAGGUUGCAGAUGACACGAGACAUUGAUCCGUGGCCAGAGGUGGGCAGAGGGCUCAUUCACCGAUGGCUGGGGGGGGGCGCUGGCUCUAAGCAGGUCUCACUUGCAGGAAAGCAAGAAUCGUUGGUUGGGUCACGGCAUCAGCUACCAACGGCAUUAGCUAGCACGGCAACAGUUCAGCAGCAGUAUCGGGCGCAUCGUGUCGUGGGUGGGGGACAUGCAGCGGUCCGGUCAAGGGAAUGA